GGUGUCCCGGGGACACGGCGGGAAGGGGGGAACUGGGCGCCGGGCGGCCCCCCGCCUCUUGCCAUGCCGAGCCCCCGGAGCAGCCGCGACCGACGCGCCGGUGGCAGCGGCGGGGGCAGCAGCCGCCUGGAGUUCCUGUCCCUGGUGAGCCAGCGCAGCCCCGGCGCCCCGGACAGCCCGUCGCACCGGCGGGAAUCGGGCAGCUCCGCGGCCUCCCCGCUGCCCGAGGAGGACUGCAUGAAGCUGAACCCUUCCUUCCUGGGCAUCGCCCUCAGCUCCCUGCUCGCCAUCGACCUCUGGGCCUCCAAGCGCCUGGGCGUCUGCGCUGGGGAGGACUCGGCCUGGGGCAGCGCCCGUCCCCUCAUGAAGGUCGUCGAGGUUUCGGGGCACGGCAUCCCCUGGCUGCUCGGCACCUUGUACGGGCUCUGCCAGAGCGACAGCUCGGCGGCCAGGGAGGUGCUGCUCAACCUGCUCUUCGCGUUGCUGCUGGAUCUCGUGCUGGUGGCAGCGGUGAAAGGGCUCGUCAAGCGGCGGCGGCCCACCCACAACAAGAUGGACAUGUUCGUCACCAUCUCGGUGGACAAGUACUCCUUCCCGUCGGGCCACGCCACCAGAGCCGCCCUGGUCUGCCGCUUCGUCCUGCGCCACCUGGUACUCGCCGUCCCGCUGCGGGUCCUCGUGGUGCUCUGGGCUCUCAUCGUCAGCGUUUCGAGGGUCAUGCUGGGCAGGCACAACAUGACGGACGUGCUCUUUGGUUUGCUGCUGGGCUACGCGCUGUACAGCGUGGUGGAGUACUGCUGGCUGUCCCCGCUCAGCGCGCCUGCCCUCUUUGCCCUCUGGAGCCAUUGAUGGCUGGGUCCCUCCCAAAGGAGGAGGUGUGCACCUGGUUUUCUAAGCAUGCACAGGGAGGGGAUACUGGGACUUGCACUCACAUCCUAGACCCCAUCUAUCCAGCCGCCAAGAUUUCACACUAGCGGUGCUGCAGACUCCUGGGCCCACACUUAAAAGUUUGGUGCUGCCUUGCCCUCCUGAUGGGCUGUGAGGCAGGGAGUGCGCUGGCCAAGCAGCUGCACUGACUGUUCUCCCGUGAAAAAAAUACCAAUCCCUGCAGAGCCCCAGAAGGGCUCAUCACAUCCAACUGGCAGCUCACUGCCGAUACCGUGAAUCUGCAUGCUCUUGCUGGGCACCUGCUGCAGUAGCCCGUGGUGUACGUGGUAGUUGUGGCUUUGCAGAAAUUUCUCUGCAGUCCCCCAUGUAUCUAUAUGCUGUAAAUACACGGAUCAUAUUGCUGUCA
Messenger RNA from Tyto alba (common barn owl), 1294 nucleotides. RefSeq names its product phospholipid phosphatase 6 (gene PLPP6). The record is from RefSeq and is a predicted model, not a curated record. Bases 64 to 849 code for a protein of 261 amino acids. The transcript is spliced from 2 exons. Gene Ontology annotation, molecular function: sphingosine-1-phosphate phosphatase activity. Lineage: Eukaryota; Metazoa; Chordata; Aves; Strigiformes; Tytonidae.